Molecule: messenger RNA, 597 nt
Organism: Microthlaspi erraticum
Lineage: Eukaryota; Viridiplantae; Streptophyta; Magnoliopsida; Brassicales; Brassicaceae
Source: the annotation of a GenBank genome assembly
AUGGCAGUGAGCUCGAUCAAGAGCUCGAUCGAGUCAAGCCUCGAACAAACGAACUCGAUCGAGCUGGGACUGAAUGCAAGGAACAAGCUCAAGGAGAUUGGUCUGAACUUAAGGCACCUAAGGUCGACCUCAAACCUUUGCCUAAGGGCCUCAGGUAUGCAUUUCUGGUACAGAAAAGCAAUAGGCUAUACUCUAGAUGAUAUCAAGGGAAUCUCCCCUGACCUAUGCAUCCAUAGGAUUCAUCUAGAGGAUGAAAGUAAGCCUAGCAUUGAACCUCAAAGGAGAUUGAACCCCAAUCUAAAGGAAGUAGUGAAGAAAGAGAUACUCAAGUUGCUUGAUGCUGGGAUAAUCUAUCCCAUCAGUGAUAGCACUUGGAUAUCUCCAGUUCAUUGCGUCCCAAAGAAAGGGGGGAUCACUGUCAUAAAGAAUGACAAAGAGGAGCUGAUCCCUACUAGAACAAUAGUGGGGCAUCGCAUGUGUAUAGACUAUAUGAAGUUAAAUUCUGCAUCUAGAAAGGAUCAUUUCCCUCUUCCUUUCAUUGAUCAGAUGCUAGAAAGAUUAGCAAACUAUCCUUUCUAUUGUUUUUUUUAUGGUUAA